CGUUCGAGCACGUAAUUACAUCUGCAACGCAUGAAUGACUGAAUAAACACAAUUCAUAGUGGUAUUUCAAGCUUAAACGGCUGCCACGACCUGUGUAAAAUGAAUGUAUAUAUUUCAUUGUAAAGUAUACAUUUACUUUUUAAUCUCUUGUAUGUAACAUAGAAAACUACAUUACCCAGAAAGCCUUAGUAAAGAAACACUCUUGUGAUUGGCUGAUUGCGCUAUUGCAUUGUGGGUACCCGCGAAACUCGUCUUCUCCAUUUCGAUAACUUCGUUUUAACACCACUUAAGUUUAUUAUUAAUAUUGUUAUAAAUUCGCGGUAUGUCGUCGCCACCUCCAUGUUGUUAAAAUAUCAUUUGCGCUACCAGUUGUCGUUUUAUUCACCCUUUUGACCAGGCUUCCGGUGAAGUUUAAAGCCCCUCGUUGACGGCUAUGCUACCUGAGCUAAGCUAACCAAUUAAUUAGUUUGGGAGUGGGGAGAAAAAUGUCGUCGUCGUGGCUUCAGCAGCAGCGGCAUCCAGGCUACGAGGAGGAGAGUCUGCGGAGGGUGGCCGAGCAGCUACCGUGUCGGGAGCCCCAAGCCGGAAUGCUGCUGUUUCUCAUGGGAGAGCCUAAGCAGUACAGCUUGCCUUGCAUCUUCAUCUACGGUCAUCGUGCCUCGGGGAAAAGUCACGUGGUGAAUAUUCUUCUGAAGGAACUGGAGACGCCUCACGCCACAGUCAGCGGCGCCGAGUGCAUCUCCGCCACCCUGCUCUUCCAACAAGUCCUACUGUCCUUCUUUGGCGAAGACGCAGUUGCCGCUCUUCCCCGCAGCCCGUCGCUUUCCGAUUUCGUCCGCAUCUACAAGCAGCAUUGCUCACGGGCCACCGCUGAGCAGACGCGUUACAUCGUGCUGGAGAAAGCAGAGUUGCUGCGAGACAUGGAUGCUAACUUGCUCUCGACUCUUGUGCGUCUGCAGGAAUUGGUGGAGGACAACGUGAGCGUCCUGCUGCUCAGCGAGCUGGUGUGGGACACGUUCCGGCCAAACACGGGCUGCCUGGAGCCUCUGCUGCUUCACUUCCCCGACUACACUAAAGCUGAGCUGCACCAGAUCUUGUCCCGAGAUAGACACCCAUCCUAUUCCGCCGACUUCUACGCCUCCUACAUCCACAUCCUGCUGGGCGUCUUCUACGCCGUGUGCCGGGACCUCAGAGAGCUGCGCCACCUGGCUGCACUCAACUUUACUAAAUUCUGCGAGCCUGUGGCUGAAGGGAAAGCCACAGAGAGCGACACGCACAAGCUGUGGCGACACAUCGAGCCUCACUUAAAGAAAGCCAUGCAAACGGUUUACCUGAGGGAGGUAUCUAGCCUCGAAUGGGAGAAGAUGCAGGAAGUGGAAAUGGAAGCAAGCCCUUUAAGAGGUUUGUCUGCUCACAGCCAUGUGGAGCUGCCGUUUUAUUCCAAGUUCUUGCUGAUCGCCGCCUACCUGGCAUCCUACAACCCCGCCCGAACGGACAAGCGCUUCUUCGUCAAACAUCACGGCAAAAUAAAGAAGACCAACUUCCUAAAGAAGAAUGAGAAGACGAGCAACCACCUGCUGGGCCCCAAACCUUUCCCUCUGGACCGCAUGCUGGCUAUUUUUUACAGCGUGGUGGACAGCAGGGUGGCGCCCACCGCCAGCAUCUUCUCUCAGAUCUCCUCGCUGGUCACCUUGCAGCUGUUGACGCAGGUCAGCCAUGUGGACCAGCUGGACUCUCCCAAGUACAAAUGCGCCGUCUCCAUGGACUUCAUCUGCGCUAUUUCCAGGACGGUGAACUUUGACAUCAUCAAGUAUCUGUAUGACUUCCUGUGAGACAUUUUCAUUCGAUCACUGUGUGGUCAUUCCAAAAUAAAUUGCUCCACUUUCACAGAA
Messenger RNA from Syngnathus acus (greater pipefish), 1892 nucleotides. RefSeq names its product origin recognition complex, subunit 5 (gene orc5). Gene Ontology annotation, molecular function: DNA replication origin binding. The transcript is spliced from 14 exons. Gene Ontology annotation, biological process: DNA replication initiation; DNA replication. NCBI's taxonomy places the organism in Eukaryota, Metazoa, Chordata, Actinopteri, Syngnathiformes, Syngnathidae. Gene Ontology annotation, cellular component: nuclear origin of replication recognition complex; nucleus. The coding region runs from base 486 to 1832 and encodes 448 amino acids. The record is from RefSeq and is a predicted model, not a curated record.